Uloborus diversus is the source of this 3500-nucleotide messenger RNA. RefSeq names its product zygotic DNA replication licensing factor mcm6-like (gene Mcm6). NCBI's taxonomy places the organism in Eukaryota, Metazoa, Arthropoda, Arachnida, Araneae, Uloboridae. Bases 40 to 2445 code for a protein of 801 amino acids. Gene Ontology annotation, cellular component: MCM complex; nucleus. Gene Ontology annotation, molecular function: ATP binding; single-stranded DNA binding; single-stranded 3'-5' DNA helicase activity. The record is from RefSeq and is a predicted model, not a curated record. The transcript is spliced from 18 exons. Gene Ontology annotation, biological process: mitotic DNA replication; double-strand break repair via break-induced replication; DNA replication initiation.
UGUCAAAAUAUUGUUAGGAAAGAAAGUUUUACUACAAAUAUGGAUGUUAAUGCUCACCGUACUGGCCCAAUCCGUAAAAAGGAUGUUGUUGGGGAUCGUAUUCAAAAACUGUUCCAAGACUUUCUUUCUGAAUUUAAUGAUAGUGAAGGGAAACCAAAGUAUUUGCAAUACGUCAAAGAUCUUUCCCGUCCUGAAAGAAAUACCUUACACGUAAGCUUUGAGGAUGUGGGAAAAUAUAAUCAGAAACUUGCUGCCACAAUACAGGAAGAGUAUUAUCGGGUUUAUCCAUAUUUAUGCAGAGCUGUUGCUAACUUCAUGGCAGAUAAAACUGUCUAUGUUCCUGAAAAAGAAUUGUAUGUUGGUUUUUGUGAUAUACCUACCAGACAUAAAGUUCGUGAGCUGACUGCCAAUAAAAUUGGCACAUUGCUACGAAUAAGUGGACAAGUUGUAAGAACUCAUCCUGUUCAUCCUGAGCUUGUUAUUGCCACCUUCACUUGUCUAGACUGCCAGACUGUCAUUAAAGAUGUUGAGCAACAGUUUAAAUACACUCUGCCAACCAUAUGCCGUAAUGAAGUUUGUAAUAAUAGAACUCGAUUUCAACUUGAUGUUAAUAAAUCCCGUUUUGUAGACUUUCAACGAGUCAGAAUUCAAGAAACUCAAGCAGAAUUGCCAAGAGGUAGCAUUCCAAGAAGUGUGGAAGUAAUUUUAAGAGCUGAAGCUGUAGAAAUGGCUCAACCAGGUGACAGAAUUGAUUUUAUUGGAAGUUUAAUUGUAGUUCCUGAUGUCAGUCAACUUGCAAUACCCGGAGUACGUGCUGAAUCCAGUGCACGUCACAAAGGAAUGGAAGGCUUUGAAACUGAAGGUGUCCGUGGCUUAAAGUCUUUGGGUGUUCGGGAAUUAUCCUAUAAAACUGCCUUUUUGGCAACAACUGUUAUUCCUACAGAAAUUCGUACUAGUGCUGUUGAGAUGUUAUCCACCGAAGCUUUGCGGAAUGGGGAUUUUUCGCAAAGAGAAACAACAGCACAGGAGUGGCAAAACAUUUAUAACAUGAGUUGUGACAAUAAUCUUUAUCAGAAUUUAAUAAAAAGUCUCUUCCCAACAGUACAUGGAAAUGAUGAAGUCAAAAGUGGAAUUUUGUUGAUGCUCUUCGGUGGUGUCCCGAAAGUAACUGAGGAGGGAACUUCAUUAAGAGGUGAUAUAAAUGUGUGCAUUGUAGGAGAUCCCAGUACAGCUAAAAGUCAGUUUUUGAAGCAAGUUUCUGAAUUCUCUCCCAGAGCUGUGUAUACUAGUGGAAAAGCUUCUAGUGCUGCUGGUUUAACAGCUGCAGUUGCGAAGGAUGAAGAGUCUGGAGAAUUUGUCAUUGAAGCUGGAGCUUUGAUGUUAGCAGACAAUGGUGUCUGUUGUAUUGAUGAGUUUGACAAAAUGGAACUAAAAGAUCAAGUGGCUAUCCAUGAAGCUAUGGAACAACAAACUAUUUCUAUAACUAAAGCAGGUGUAAAAGCCACUUUGAAUGCUCGAACCUCCAUCCUGGCUGCCGCUAAUCCUAUUGGUGGAAGAUAUGAUCGAACUAAAUCCCUUAAACAGAACAUUGCCUUGACAGCGCCUAUUAUGUCCAGAUUCGAUCUGUUUUUCAUUUUAGUAGAUGAAUGUAGUGAGGUAACUGACUAUGCAAUUGCAAGAAGAAUUGUUGAUCUGCAUCAGAAGUCGGAAGAAUCCAUUGAACGUGUUUACACACUUGAUAUGAUAUUAAAAUACAUAUCAUUUGCACGGCAAUUCAAGCCAAAGAUUUCUGAAGAGGCUCAGAAAUGCUUAGUUGAGCAUUAUCAAAAUUUGCGUUUGCGUGAUGCUGCUGGAGUUACGAAGUCUUCAUGGCGAAUCACUGUUCGUCAGUUGGAGAGUCUUGUUCGUUUGUCAGAAGCUAUGGCUAAAAUGUACUGCAAAGAAGAGGUACUGGCCAGGCAUGUUAAAGAAGCAUUUCGAUUGCUGAACAAGUCCAUCAUUAGAGUUGAGCAGCCUGAUAUUAACUUGCAAGAGGAUGAUGAAGAUGACGCAGCAAUGGAAGUAGAUGAAAAUACUGAAAAUGUCGCACAAAAUAACAUUCCAAAUGGAAUUAUCCCACCAUCUGAAUCAGAUAAGCCUCAGAAACUUGUACUUAGCUAUGAAGAAUACAAAUCAUUGUCAAAUGUUCUUAUUUCACGUUUACAGAGAGAGGAAGAAGCAGAAGGAGGCAUGAAGAAAGUUGAAUUGGUGAAUUGGUAUUUGAAAGAAAUUGAAAGUGAAAUUGAAUCUGAAGCAGAAUUAAUCAAGAGGAGAUUUCUAGUGGAAAAAGUGAUUGAUCGCUUGAUUGACCACGACCAUGUUAUAAUUCCUCUUAAAGAAGGUGAACAAGACGAAGAAGAUCUAAUAUUGGUUGUCCAUCCCAACUAUGGAAAUCUAGAAGUUUAGUCUUUUUAUGCUGUAUGUUUUUUUCAAUAAGCAUUUGUAAGAAUAAGUGUUGAACUCUAGUUGAAUAUUUUCUUCUAUGGAAAAAAUUUUAUAUGCUGUUUUUAUUGUAAAAAUGCCAAAUAUUUUAUGCUGAUAUAUUGAGUCUUUGAAAUAUAAAUACUCAGUUUUAUACAACUAAAUUUUAUCCAAUCAGGUUGUAGGGAGGAGGGGGGGGGGGACCUAAUGCAUGUGUUGGAAUUUUUCUUACUAGGUUUGAAUUAAUUUAUGCAUCUUGAGUUUUCUAUUCCACAGAAUACUAUUAUAUGUUGCAAUUGUAAAUAGCAUACUAUAUUUUUCUCCUGAUUGCUUGCAUGUUUUCCACAUUGUCGUAAAUAUUCUAAAAGUAUUCAUCUUUUCAUCCUACCUGUGUCUCAUUUAAUGAGCUUCAUCAUGUUUUGUAAAAAGUAUAAUAAAUUAUUGAACAAUAAUGGAUAAAAAAAGUGUUUGUUUUCAAUGAAUACAGAUAAAAGCAGUAUAAAGGUUAAAUUAUAAACAAUUAUUUGGCUUUCAAAAUCAAGAGAUUUAAUAAAGAAAUAUUGAACAUUUUUAUUCAAACAAAUGAUAUUUAGCUAUGAUUUUUCAAGCUAGUAUUCUAUUUGUAUUUAAAAAAUAAAUAAAAUAAACUAUUGGAUCAAAAAAAAAAAAUCAAUGAAAAAAUUGUAUUUUAUUGUAAAAGUGCCAUAAUUUAAAUACCUUGAUUCUUUAGAACUCAAAUAUGUCACCUUAUAUGAUCUGAUUUUAUCUAAUCAGGCAGAGAAAAAUUCAACAUGAAAAUACUUAAUGCAUGUUGGAAUUUUUCUCACUGCCUUCAAUUCAUUUAUACAUCUUGAGUUUUAAAUUUUAUGGAAUACAUUUCAGAAUACUACUAUAUGUUGCAGUCAUAAAUAGCAGUAUCUAGUUUUCUCUGAAUUACUAGCAUGUCUUAACACAUUAUCAUAAGUUCUAUUAAAUAUGUUCAUAUAAAAUAUGUUUCAUUCAGCCUUCUUUCAUUUAAUGAGCCACAAAACUGAAAUAGC